UUUCCGCUUUCAAUUGUCAUAUUCGGGCAUGAAUUGAUAUAUCUUGUCGUUAAUUAGUAAACAGGUUGUAUUCAGAGUGACAUAAUUGCAAAACCAUUUCCAAUAAAGUCGUCUUUAUUUUCAUUUUCUCGCGUAGGAAUAAUUCGACCUCAAAAUACACAACAAUGUGAUCGUUGAAAACGAUUAAUUUGUGACAUUACUGCAAAGAUAACAUAUUUGUGUGUGGUUUACAUAAUUCAUUCUAAUGUUUUUCUUUUAAAAUUCAUGUUUUACUGUACGUGUAACUUCGGAUAUUUUGCCAAAAGAGCAUACAGAAGGAAUAUCGUAUGGAUUGCCCUCAUUUGGAAGAGUCAGCUCGAGUAACGACGCCCUUCGAAGUUGAUGCAAAAUCAGUGAAUAUCCCGUGCAAUUUACGAUGUGCAGUUUGCAAGACAGAACAGAAUCCCUGGAUAUGUAUGUCCUGUGGAAACAUAGGCUGUGGCAGGUAUGUGAGUGGCCAUGCGUUGAACCAUCAUGAGUCUAGGAGUGGACACUGUGUGUGUAUGGAUGCAGAAAGUUAUGCUGUGUACUGUUAUUCGUGUGAUGAAUAUGCCACCAAUGAUACUAAAUCUGGCCAUGUAGACUUAUUGAGGAAGAACCUACAGACAAUAAGAAGUGCACAGAACCAGUUACGUCAAAAGUCUCAGCGUCGGAGAUCCGACAGUUCCCAGUCUGAACCAGAAAAUGACAGGAAGCGACAAAAGAAAGAUGACAAGUUAAAAAAGAUCCGACCAAAGUCCUCUGGUCUCAGAAACCUUGGCAAUACAUGUUUUAUGAGUGCUGUUUUACAAUCACUGAGCAACAUCCAACAUUUCUGUGGUUAUAUCAAACAGUUGCCAUCCCUGGAUGACAAGAACAACAAAAUACGUAAAGUGGUUACACGAAAACAUUCAAGAGAUGGCACUGAUGAGGAUGUGUUGCUAGUUGAAGAAUUAAGAAAGACAUUAAUAGCUAUAUGGGAAGGUGGAAAGGCUGCUAUAUCACCCGAGUCAUUGCUUCAUGUCAUCUGGAAACUCGUGCCAAGAUUUAGAGGAUAUCAGCAACAAGAUGCACAUGAGUUUAUGAGGUACCUGUUAGACAGGCUUCAUACAGAGUUACUUGCCUUGUUGCCAUAUACAGCAACUAACAAUAAUAGUCCAUUUAUAGGUCCAAAAGGUAAAAGUACUAUAGUGACAGCCAUAUUUGGAGGUUUACUUCAGAGUGAAGUCAACUGUCUUAUAUGUGGUGUAGAAUCCAAGAAACACGAUCCUUUUCUAGACCUUUCAUUAGAUAUACCAGUUCAGUAUCACAACAUUAAAUCCUCAAAAGGCAAAGAGAAUAUAGACCAACCUGUGUGUGUAUUAGCAGAAUGUUUAACGCAUUUCACAGAGGUUGAAGAACUAGAGGAAACAGAAUUAUAUAUGUGUACAGGGUGUAAAAAGAAACAGCGUUCAACUAAAAAAUUCUGGAUACGCAGACUUCCAAAUGUAUUAUGUUUACAUUUGAAGAGAUUCAAGUGGGUGACGUCAUUUCGACAGAAGUUAGAGACUUAUAUAGAGUUUCCAUUAACAAAUCUCGAUAUGAACAAAUACAUUUUAGACAUGCAUGAAACCAGGGGAACAAGUGUAGGAAGUAACAUCUAUGAUUUGGCAGCAGUGAUUGUCCAUCAUGGAUCAGGGGCUGGAUCAGGUCACUAUACAGCCUAUGUUUUGAAUGAAGGGCAGUGGUACCAUUUCAAUGAUAGUUCAGUGACAGCAUGUGACCAAGAGACUGUUGCUAGAUGUAAAGCAUACAUCUUGUUCUACAUCAGACGGGAGAUACGCCUGCCAGACUAUCUCAACGUAUCCAAUGGCAAUGGCAGACCCGGUUCCCACAGCAGCGCAAGAAGCUGAGGCAGUGUUGAUGGAACCAAUUUUCAAAGACACAUAGAUGAAUUAAAUUGUCGACCUAGUUUUCAUUCUAUGUAGAGUUAACAUUGCUGUUCAUUUCACCAGCAAACUUUUUGUCUGCAAUUUAAUCAAGGGGAUACAAGUCUUGAGAUUAUUUUUCCAGCUGUCAUGACAGGUUGACACACUCUGGUGAUGUGUCGUGACCGGCAUAGUUCUGUACACACCACAAAAGCAUAGAACAUAUCUCCAGCCAAUUUCAGCAGUGUAAGCAAAAAUUGUGGUGUUUCCCCCGUACUUCAGCAUUUAGUAGUUUCCUUGUGACCAUGGGCAAGCACGUACUUCAUAAUCAAAAUAAUCUGUACUCUAGAAGUAGUACAUUUAUAAGGUAGAUACAAACUUUGUCACUAAAUGUUGUUUAUAGAAAAUACAUGGGAGAAACAGAACUAAGGAAGUGCAGUGGACAAUUUUACAAGAACAUGUUUAUACUGGAGAACUCUUAAUACGCAUACAUUCAAGAAAUCAAUUAAUACCCCAAUAAAGUGAUAAUGUAUAUUUCUAAUACAUACAAGAUGUUAACCAUGUUAGAGAUAGCAUAAUACUCAUCACAGUAUACUUAAUUGAACAAAAUAUGUCUGCGUUAUAAAAUAGAAUAAUAGAAUUUCAACCUCGUGCACAGAAAAUGUAGUGUGCGAUCAUGUGAAAUGAUAAAACAUAUUCUUUAAAUUCUGUCUUAAGACAGUCCAUAUGUCCCCUUUCGGUAAGAAAUGUCCUCAAUUUGAAAGGAUUACAGUUUGAUAAGAUUCGAUGUAAAGGAGGAGGAGGGUUUUCAGCCAAAGUCUUUCUUUUGUAAUUUUUGAUUGAAUGGAGAAUAAAUGUAGUUGAGAUGAUUAAAAAAAAUAUACUGUGAUUUACUGAUGAAAGAAAGUUUGAUAGACUGACUGAAGAAUGAAUGAAUUGAUGACGAGAAAUGUAAUGUUUAAUGUUUAUGUGAGUGAAGUAAAGGUGUUGUAUAGGGAAAAUAUGUGUUUUGUUGUAAGUUGUGUUGUAUUUAGCUCACCUAAACCAAAGGUUAGUAUAGUUGGAUGGUCCGUCGUCAACAUUUUUUCCUCGAACAUUCUUCUCUGAAACUGCUGGUCAGAUCUGCAUUAAACUUAAACUUUAGCACCCUGACAAGGUCCUCUCCCUCAUUAUUCAAAUAUAGGCACUUGGGCCUUUGUAGGGCUAAAAAUAGAAAUACCUUUAAGCAAUUUCUUCUCAUGAAGCACUUGAUGAACCUUCAUUAAACUUUGUUAGUAGCAUUCAUAUGCAGUUCUUUGUUAAAUUUCUUCUAAUGUGGGCACUUGGCCCCUUCAAGGGGCCACUAGAACUAAAAAUAGAAAUGUAUUUUAAUGACUUUUUCCCUUAACCUGCUUGGUGGAUCUUCAUUAAACUUCUGUCUGUAACAUCUUGUAAGGUUUUCUCACAAAUUUGUUUGAAAUAGGGGCACUUGACCUGUUCUAUGUCUUUACACUCAACAUAGAUUUUACCAUUCAUGAUCCAGUGUGUUGUACAUUUAGUCAAAGUUAAGAUGAGCGACUUGCGGCCACUAUGGCCCUCUUGAUUUUUUGUGAAAAAAAAAAAUCUUAAAAUUAGUGCGGAUUAUGAUUGUCUAUACUAUUUGUAAUGGGGCCUUUUUAUAUCAACUGGCUAAAAGUCAUAAAUUUAGACUUAAUUUUUCUAGGUUACUUUGACAAUAUACAUGUAAAUGCAGCCUAGCAGCAAGAUUUAUCCUUCCGAGAGCUAUUAAAAUUGGCAAAGAAUAGUAGCGUCAUGAGGUAUAUUUCAGCCUUUUCUUUUGUUGGAACAUUGAUCAGUGAACCAUAGGGAGAGAGGAUACGGUCGGGGUAUUGUGUGGUAGUAAUAUAUGAAAUGAAGUGUACAUACGUGUCCAGCAUACUUGUGCGCUUUUUCAGUUGCUUCAUUACUGCAAGAGAGAUAUUGACUUGAGAGAAAUUGGUAUAGACACUUUGUACAAGAUAGAAAAAGUAAUUGGCAGUUCUGGAAGUUUCAUAAUGUGCUUUCUGUUUGUUUUGAGUUAUUUAUGUUUACAACAUGUUUGUGCUAGUUUACUUUUUUUUUUAGCUCAUGAGGGUUCACAGUGAGCUUGUAGUAUAGAGCCAGGAUUAGUUACAGUUGCCCCUUGUACAUUAUCAACGUUUUACUAUAAACAACUUCUCCUUUGAACCACUUGACUGCAUUUAUAGGUUGCCAGAGUUAACCCUUACCCUGCUAAAUUUCUAUAAUGAACUUAUCCUUCUUUCAAUUUGGACAGUACCAUUAACAGUUAAAAGGGGUGCAUACCAAAAAGAUACUGACUGAAUGGCGAACACUCCUGGUCAUGAUUAGACUGCAUGGGUGUGCAGGCUGAUCAUGACCUGCACUGGUUGCAAAGGCACAAUCAGUUGUGUCCAGCAUGGUAAGGGUUAAAUGUAACUAAUUUAAUAGAUGCUCACCAAACUUAUUCAAGGUCAAGGUCAGAUGUUCCACUUAAGGCUUCCCAGGACUUGUGGUUUGUGUGUUUAGUUUUAUUAUUAUUUUGUUGUUAGGCUAUACCAAGUUUAUCUGUUUAAAUUAUUAACAGAAAAUUAAAAAAUUGAAUUGGUAUAUUGUGUAAGAAAAUAAGUUCAGGGGUUGGAAGUAAGUUUUCUGUUGAUGUAUUUUUUCAUUUCACUGAAUAUUUUUUUUUAGAUGAAUAACUUUUUUAGAGCACACAGAUGAAACAUUUAAUAAAAAUCGGAUUUUCAACCAGUAUGUAUUGUGAAAUUUAAAAGGUGUUGAAUAGAGCAGUCAUUGCUUAAUGAACUAACCAAAGAAAAGAAAUAUCACCGAAUAUUUUUAUGUAUUCUGUAAUUUUGGUAGAAAUACUUUUCAAAAGCUAGUGUUUGUAUAAUAUUUUAUUGUAGUAUGAAUUUUGAUAAUGAUGUUUACCUUUUGUAGAUCGAGACGGAAUUUUGUAUUGAUAGGCCUGUUUUCUUUUGGGACAUUAAGUGUACAGGGGUGUCGAAACAGGCUAUACAGGCUGUAGCCUAGUUUUGAAAACAUUUAACCUUUAUCCUGAUAAAUUUCUAAAAUGGACUGGUCCAUCAUUCGAUUUGGGCAGUACCACUUCUUAUUCAAAGGGGUGUUCACUGAAAAUUUACUGACUAAAUAGCGAACAGUGAAGACCAUGAUUUGCCUGCAGGGAUGUGCGGGCUGAUCAUGGUCUGCACUGGUAGCAAAGGCAGAACGCAUGCUGCCAGCAGGCUAAAGGUUAAACUAUAUAUAGCUGUUUCUUUCAUGCCUUCAGAUUGUGUAUAAAACACCUAAAUAAUUGUAAAGUGCUUUGUAGUUUUUAGCAGUGACAGUCCACUAUAACCUUUCAAUGAUCUCGUAGUGUUUGAUGAAAGUAUGGCGGAAAAGUAGAAGUUGUUCUGUAUUAGGCCGUGGUUAUUAAUUUGUGAUCAGAUUAUCAGAGUUGUAUGCGAACUUUUAAAAGUGUGAAACUGUAACUUUGUAAUUUAGCUAUCAUUCCGAAACUUUACACAACAGUAUCCAGUGUUAGUCCCAUCUUCUCUUUUUAGCCCACCAUCAUCAGAUGGUGGGCUAUUCAAAUCACUCUGCGUCCGUGGUCCGUCGUCCUUCCGUCCGUCCGUCCGUCCGUCAGUCCGUCCUUCCGUCCGUUAACAAUUUCUCGUUAUCGCAUCUCCUCAGAAACUACCGGGGGGAUUUUAACCAAACUUUGUCAGAAUGAUGUAUUGGUACCCUAGUUGUGUCCCCCUGAAAAUCAGACUGGUUCAACAAUUUUUUAGUGAGUUAUGGCCCUUUGUUUAUUUCUAUAAUUUACAUAGAUUUAUAUAGGGAAAAACUUUGAAAAUCUUCUUGUCCAAAACCACAGAGCCUAGGGCUUUGAUAUUUGGUAUGAAGCAUCAUCUAGUGGUCCUCUACCAAGAUGAUUCAAAUUAUUUCCUUGGGGUCUAAUAUGGCCCCGCCCCCGGGGUUCACAUGGUUUAUAUAGACUUAUAUAGGGAAAAACUUUGAAAAACCUCUUGUUCAAAACCACAUAGCCUAGGGCUUUGAUAUUUUGUAUAUGACAUCAUCUAGUGGUCUUCUACUAAGAUUGUUCAAAUUAUCCCCCUAGGGUCAAAUAUGGCCCCGCCCCAGGGGUCACAUGGUUUACAUAGACUUAUAUAGGGAAAAACUUUGAAAAUCUUCUAGUCCAAACCACAAAGCCUAGGGCUUUGGCAUUUGUAAUGUAACAUCAUCUAGUGGUUCUCUACCAAGUUUGUUCAAAUCAUCCCCCUAGGGUCAAAUAUGGCCCCGCCCUGGGGGGUCACAUGGUUCAUAUAGACUUAUAUAGGGAAAAGAUUUUAUAAUCUUGUCAGUAACCUACAACAUUCAAAUUUGGACCACUUGUAUGGUUUUGAGUGGCAAGAUGAACCUUGACAUGAGUUGACCUUGAUUUUGACCUAGUGACCUACUUUCACAUUUCUGUAGCUACUGCCUUCAAAUUUGGACCACAUGCAUAGUUUUGUGCACUGAAACAAACUUUGACCUUGACAUUGACCUAGUGACCUACUUUCACAUUUUUGAAGGUACAGGCUUCAAAUUUGGACCACAUGCAUAGUUUCGUGUUCUGAAAUGGAAUUUGACCUUGAUUUUGACCUACUGACCUACUUUCACAUUUCUCAAGUUACAGCCUUCAAAUUUGGACCACAUGCAUAGUUUUGUGUACCGAAACAAACUUUGACCUUUACAUUGACCUAGUGACCUACUUUCACAUUUUUGAAGGUACAGGCUUCAAAUUUGGAACACAUGCUUAGUUCUGUGUUCCGAAAUAAAAUUUGACCUUGAUUUUGACCUAGUGACCUACUUUCACAUUUCUCAAGAUACAGCCUUCAAAUUUGGACCACUUGCAUAGUUUUGUGUACCGAAAUGAACUUUGACCUUAAGAUUGAUCUAGUGGCCUACUUUCACAUUUCUGUAGCUACAGGCUUCAAAUUUAGACCACAUGCAUAGGAUUGUGUACCGAAACAAACUUUGACCUUGACAUUGACCUAGUGACCUACUUUCACAUUUUUGAAGGUACAGGCUUUAAAUUUGGACCACAUGCAUAAAUUUGUGUUCUGAAGUGUAAUUUGACCUUGAUUUUGACCUAGUGACCUACUUUCACAUUUCGUCCUUGAAAUUGAUCUAGUGACCUACUUUCACAUUUCUCAAGCUACAGCUUUCGAAUUUGGACCACAUGCAGACUGUUGUGUACGGAAAUGAAAUUUGACCUUGAGCUAGUCAGUAAGUCUUGAAAUUUGGAACACUCAAAAAUGGCACAUUGGUGGGCGCCAAGAUCACUCUGUGAUCUCUUGUUUUUUACUGAAUUAAUGAAAAUAAUAAAGAAAGAUAAAUAUUUUUAAAUGAAAAUUUGGUUGUGUGUAAGAAUGUAAUAAGGACAUUUAUUACAUGUUUUUCAGUAGGUUACUAAACUGUUGGAGAAAAAUAUGUCUAGCUUUGCAUAAAAAAAAAACAGACCCAAGGACAUAGUUCCUACUUUAUCAAGUCUGGUCUGAAGACAACUUACAAAAACCCUGACCUCAGUCUUGAAAUUAACCAAUGAUAAGGUCUGUGACAGCUCUUAACCCUUGCCCUGCUAAAUUUCUAUAAUAAACCUGUCCAUCUUUCAAUUCAGACAGUACCAUUAACUGUUCAAAGGGUCACUUACCAAAAAGAUACUGACUGAAUGGCAAACAGUUCAGAUCUUGAUCAGACUGUACAGAUGUGCAGGCUGAUCAUGGUCUACACUGGUCACAAAGGCAGAAUCAAUCGUGUCCACUGUCCAGCAUCUUAAGGGUAAAGAAUUUUAGUUAUGUACAUAUAUAGUGAAUAAAGCAAUGGCAGAUUGUUUGAUGUUAAGGCUGCUGUCAUUGUAGCCCUUUCCUAUUGCUUUUUAAUUUCAUACGAAGGCCUUUUUUGUCUGAACAGGUUUUCAGUUGUUACUUAUAGAACAAGUAAAUGUAUAUAUUAAUAUUUGCUUACAUUUUUAGCUCGACUAUUUGUAGAAUAGGGGAGCUAUCCUACUUGCCCCGGCAUCGGCGUCAGCGUGAGCGUCACACAAACGUUAAAGUUUGCGUACCACCUCAAAUAUUUUCAAAGUCCAUUGAGAUAUUGCUUUGAUAUUUUGCAUAUUUGUUUAUCAUCAUGUCCCCAGUCUGUUUAAGGAGGAGGCAACUCUAUCAAGCAUUUUGACUGAAUUAUGGCCCCUUUUUGACUUAGAAUAUGCUUAUUGUAAUGUUAAAGUUUGCGUACCACCCCAAAUAUUUUCAAGUCCAUUGAGAUAUUGCUUUGAUAUUUUGCAUACUUGUUUACCAUCAUGACUUCAGUCUGUAAACAGGAGGAGGCAACUCUGGUCAAGCAUUUUGACUGAAUUAUGGCCCCUUUUCUACUUAGAAUAUGCUUAUUGUAAUGUUAAAGUUUGCGUACCACCUAAAAUAUUUUCAAAGUCCAUUGAGAUAUUGCUUUGAUAUUUUGCAUACUUGUUUACCAUCAUGACCCCAGACUGUAAAAAGGAGGAGGCAACUCUAUCAAGCAUUUUGACUGAAUUAUGGCCCCUUUUCGACUUAGAAUAUGCUUAUUGUAAUGUUAAAGUUUGCGUACCACCCCAAAUAUUUUCAAAGUCCAUUGAGAUAUUGCUUUGAUAUUUUGCAUACGUGUUUACCAUCAUGACCCCAGUCUAUAAAAAGGAGGAGGCAACUCUAUCAAGCAUUUUGACUGAAUUAUGGCCCCUUUUCGACUUAGAAUAUGCUUAUUGUGAUGUUAAAGUUUUACUCAUUAUACUAUCAAGCACUGAGAAUAGUCGAGCACGCUGUCCACUGACAGCUCUUGUUAAACUUGCCUCUAGGCAAAUGGUAGUUGGUUUCUAAGAGAUUAAUUGUUCAGUUUUGUUUUUUCUCCUGAGUUUUUAUGCCUUUAUACAUCUGUUAGUACAGAUUUGUUUGAUUUGAGAUAUCUCCUCAUGCAGAUGAAAUGAUUGAUAAUGUUCUGAAAAUCAUAGAAAUGCCAGUAAUAUCAGUAUAGUAGAGAGGCCUAAUUGGUAAACUAAUGGGAGUUAAUAUUUACAGGCUCAACGCUUUUCGGCAGUUGGCAGCUAUUUAUUCUCAUUUAUAGCAAAAAAAAUUAACUAGAGGUAUUUUUCUUUAAGACUCCAUUCUUUGAGUGAUUUUGAGAACAUUUGCAGGUUGAACUCUUAUACAGAGAAAAAAAAUUCUACCUAGUCUUCAUAAUGUGAUAUAGAAGAGCAACAAUUUUCUGUACACUUAGGUAUUAUGUCAAAUCAUCAGUUUUACAAAAAAAAAUUAGUUUAUUGGAAGUCAUUAUGUACUACACUGACUGCAACAAUUUACACAGAAAUUUGUUAGGUGCUUACAAGUAGAGAGGCUUGCCUCUGUAAUGUUUUUGCGAGGAUCAUUUGUGUUACCAUUUUGUGUAAGCAUUUGUAUGACUGUUGUUUUUGCUUGUGACUAAAUGUCAGACAUAGAGAGCUGGAAACUGUGUUUCCUUUUACUGUUAAUAAAUUGAUUCAUUGUC
This is a messenger RNA of Mercenaria mercenaria, 9500 nucleotides long. RefSeq names its product ubiquitin carboxyl-terminal hydrolase 3-like. The coding region runs from base 327 to 1910 and encodes 527 amino acids. Gene Ontology annotation, molecular function: zinc ion binding; cysteine-type deubiquitinase activity. Gene Ontology annotation, biological process: protein deubiquitination. The record is from RefSeq and is a predicted model, not a curated record. NCBI's taxonomy places the organism in Eukaryota, Metazoa, Mollusca, Bivalvia, Venerida, Veneridae. The transcript has 14 exons. Gene Ontology annotation, cellular component: cytoplasm.